UAGUAUUUCAGACCGUUAUCACACCCCACAAUUUAAGUUGAUUGAAAGCAUCUCGAGCCUAGACAUGAAGCUGCUUCUAAUUUUGGUGCUGGCAGUUGUUGCCGUGGUGGCAAUUGCUCUUCCCGAUCCCUACGGUCAUCACCAUCACCACAAUGGAACUCGUUCGAUCCGUGAACGCUUCAACAGAACAAGUCCCUGGCAGCGCUACAACGGAACUCUUUGGACCCGUGAACGUUUCAAUGGUACCGACGGAGCAGCAUGGAUUCCUCGCCCGAGGAUUCCAAUUCCGGUGCGCAACCGGACGUUCGCAAUCCCAAGUCAGCCCAUUCCGAUCCAGUCCAAUGGAGAUAAUGGCUUUUUCUGAAUGUGGUUUGUGACGAUUUUUCCUUAAAUAAAUUGAUUUUUGAUGCACUUGAACAAUAUUGGGACAAAUAUUUUGUGAAACAUAAGCUCGAAUGUUUCGUUGAUUUAGAGAGAAAUAUAGUUUUUUUU
Molecule: messenger RNA, 492 nt
Organism: Aedes aegypti (yellow fever mosquito)
Lineage: Eukaryota; Metazoa; Arthropoda; Insecta; Diptera; Culicidae
Exons: 1
Coding region: 65-364 (99 amino acids)
Source: RefSeq, a predicted model, not a curated record